Molecule: messenger RNA, 1858 nt
Organism: Abrus precatorius (Indian licorice)
Lineage: Eukaryota; Viridiplantae; Streptophyta; Magnoliopsida; Fabales; Fabaceae
Product: berberine bridge enzyme-like 13
Exons: 1
Coding region: 32-1621 (529 amino acids)
Molecular function (GO): oxidoreductase activity; FAD binding
Source: RefSeq, a predicted model, not a curated record
AUAGAAUCCUAGACCUGAGAACACAAAAACCAUGGUGUCACCAAUCUCACACUUGCCACUUCUACUCCUCCUAUUGUCAGUUUCAUUGACAAAUUCAGCUUCAGUUCAAGAAAGUUUUGUCCAAUGUCUCAACAAGAAUACGGACAGAACAAUUCCAUUUGAUUCAUUAAUUUACACUCCAAGCAACCCUCAAUUCCCAAGCAUCCUUGACUCCUCUGCUCAGAACCUAAGGUGUUUGGUGCCUUCAGCUCCAAAACCCGAGUUCAUAUUCACACCCUCCAGUGAUUCCCAAGUCCAAGCAGCUGUAAAAUGCUCCAAGAAACUUGGGGUCCAUCUUAGAGUACGAAGUGGUGGCCAUGACUAUGAAGGAAUCUCAUAUGUUUCUGAAAUUGAAAGCCCCUUCAUAGUUGUCGAUUUGGUCAAACUUCGUAGCAUCAAUGUUGAUAUUAAGAGCACCACUGCUUGGGUCCAAGCUGGUGCCACAACUGGUGAACUCUAUUAUAGAAUAUAUGAGAAAAGUUCAGUUCAUGGUUUCCCUGCAGGACUUUGCUCAAGCAUAGGAAUUGGUGGGCACAUUACAGGAGGUGCAUAUGGAGCCAUGAUGAGAAAGUAUGGCCUUGGAGUUGAUAAUGUUCUAGAUGCUCACAUCGUUGAUGCCAAUGGAAGAAUUCUUGAUAGGAAAGCCAUGGGAGAGGACCUGUUUUGGGCUAUAAGAGGAGGUGGAGGUGGAAGCUUUGGUAUCCUUCUUUGGUGGAAGAUAAAGCUUGUUCCUGUGCCACCAACUGUGACAGUUUUUACAGUUACCAAAACCCUUGAGCAAGGUGCUACCAAGCUUCUUCACAGAUGGCAGGAAGUGGCACCUUACAUUGAUGAAAACCUCUUUAUAAGAGUCAUCAUUCAACCGGCUAGUGCAGGAAACAAAACUCAAAGAACUAUCACAACUUCUUACAAUGCUCUCUUCCUUGGUGAGGCCAGAAAACUCCUUCAAGUGAUGAAGACAAGCUUUCCUGAGUUGGGUUUGACAAGAAAGGAUUGCUUGGAAACUAGCUGGAUCAAAUCUGUGCUCUAUAUUGCAGGCUUUCCAAGUGACACACCCCCUGAAGUUUUGCUUAAAGGGAAAUCAACAUUCAAGAACUUCUUCAAGGCCAAGUCAGAUUUUGUGAGAGACCCAAUACCAGAAACCGGACUUGAGGGAUUGUGGCAAAGGUUGCUCGCAGAAGACAGCCCCUUAAUGAUUUGGAACCCAUAUGGUGGGAAAAUGAGCCAAUUUUCAGAAUCUGACACACCAUUUCCCCACAGAAAUGGAACAUUAUACAAAAUACAGUACCUGUCUUUAUGGCAAGAUGGAGACAAGAAUGCUGAAAAGCACAUAGAUUGGAUUAGGAAGCUUUACAACUACAUGGGUCCCUAUGUGUCCAACUUCCCAAGGGAAGCAUAUGUGAAUUACCGGGAUCUUGAUUUGGGAAUGAACACCAAGAAUAGCACAAGCUACAUACAAGCACGUACUUGGGGUCAAAGGUAUUUCAAGAAUAACUUUGCCAGAUUGGUAAAGAUAAAAACCAAAGUGGAUCCUCAAAAUGUCUUUAGGCAUGAGCAGAGCAUCCCACCACUUCCAGUAUGAACGUGAAAUGCAAGAAAUGGAAAUAAGGCACUGUGUUGCUAGAAUCAUUAUUAGACUGGUAUUUAUAAACUUGUGAAAGGGUUGAUUAGCUAGUUUAGAACAAUAAGGAUACAUUUACAUUUGUUACUUUGUUUUUGGUCUAUUAAUGCUGUAAGAUACUGAUUAAGUGCCUAAUUGUUUGUGGUGUUUGUGAUUUGUGUAUUUCACAAGAUUAUAUGAGUGACUGAGGUGUUGUUU